GUACGGAGAAUACACUGAAAAAUACAAAAUUGCUCAUUUUACAUUAUUAAAGGAAUAUUGACAGAAGCUUUCACAAAUGUUAUGUUGAACAUUAAAGAACUAUAUAAGAACAUAAUGAAAUCAAUAUUAGAGCCAUACCAAAGGAGGAUAAAUAUACACUACAUGUACAUGCAUAUUACAUGUGCUCCCUAUUUUGACUGUCACUUUCAUGGUCAGUUUAUAGUUACAGUGAACCAUCAAACCCAUGAACCAUGAAAAACCACUGAUGCAUACACUGGACAUUUUCUGAAAUAAUCAAAUUGAGUGAUCAACUAUAUGCCUGAAAAUAUCUGAUUAUGUCUUUGAUGGUAAAAUAAGUUGACUUUGCCCUAAAACAUGGCCUUAAAUAUCUCAAACUGUCUCACAACUUAUAACGGAAGUUCAGUGGAAUCUACAAAUGUUUUCUCAGAAUUCAUCAUAAUUCUGCAAAUUCUUGGAGCCAUCAUAUUAAUUAUAGGACUUGUUCUGAACUUUUUGUUCCUCUUGACUAUCAUAUCAAGUGGACAUUUACGCAAUAUUCCAAAUAUCUUUCUCAUCAACCUCUGCGCAAGUAACCUGGUAUACAUAGGAGCUAUAAUUGUAGGGUAUGCGAUCAUAGGAGGAAUGACAGGAAUGAGUGUUUCAUUGUGCCAUCUGAUAGGAUCAUUUUCAGUGUUAUACAAUGCUUCAUAUUGUUUAACAUUAGUAGCAGUUGGGGUAUACCACUAUAGGAAAGUGUAUAAUCUUGAGAAGAGAAAAACCCGCACAAUUUUGUGCCUUUAUGGCACAACGUGGAUGUGUGUAUGUUUGAUUAUUGUGAUAUCAUUGGUGACCAACUCAACUAGUUUGUACACAUUGUGUAAUAUAUUGUGUCUCAUGCACUCCAAUGGGAACAUCUGUGAAUGCAGCAUUGUGAGUAGCAAUCAGGCACAUGUCCAAGCUUUUGACUUGCUCUUCAUAUUUAGCCUUUUUGCUCUCUUAUGUACAUAUUCGCUACUUAUAUGGACAUUGAAGAAAUCAACGAGUAAAGCAGGGUAUGGAAAUCAAGUCAGGCCAAGUAUCUGUAGUAGCAUAAGUACUAACAAUAGUACAUUGGAAUUGUCAGGUGCUAUAGCUAAUGUGCAUGAACAGGGGACAAGAACAGAACAAAAAAGAAUGAUAACAGAUCGUAAGCAUUCCAGAGUGUCUAAGUAUAGUGUUGAGGAUAUGGAUGCAUCCAAAAUGACAGUUCAAUCAAGGUCAUCAACUUCUACAAAGGAUUAUUUUCAUAACAUUGAUGAUCUGACUACAAUAGCAUACCAAAAUGACAAUCAUAAAGUUACUCAAACCACACCCAAUCAGUUGGGACAUGUUGGAAAAAAUCCAAAACCUGGCACUAUUGGUCAUUCUAAUGUGGCUAUCCAGAUACAUAUAAAGACAGUUAAAAGAGGAUUAAUGCUAGUUGUUCUUUACAAAGUAUGUUCAUUGCCUUCUAUGAUAUUAUCCUUAAGUAAUGUCACAACUUCUAAUCUUCAGCAAAAUGAAUCUCUGAUUUACAUCUGGUUGUGUGCAUUUGUGUUUGAUGGUUUAAAUGUAAUAUUCUGCCCUCUAUUAUAUUUCAUAUUGGAUAAAACUGUGAGAAAGUCAUUCUUUAAAUUGUUUUCCAAAUGUAGAAUAGAUGAUGCUGCCAUUUGUCAAAUACUUCCACAUGUAGAUCAAUGAAUAAUCCUGCAAUUUUGUGAAAUACUUCAUCCAUAGAGUUUCAAUGAAUUAUACAGACUAUACAUAAUAAUA
Messenger RNA from Owenia fusiformis, 1791 nucleotides. NCBI's taxonomy places the organism in Eukaryota, Metazoa, Annelida, Polychaeta, Sabellida, Oweniidae. The record is from the annotation of a GenBank genome assembly.